Messenger RNA from Zonotrichia albicollis (white-throated sparrow), 5779 nucleotides. RefSeq names its product terminal nucleotidyltransferase 5C (gene TENT5C). NCBI's taxonomy places the organism in Eukaryota, Metazoa, Chordata, Aves, Passeriformes, Passerellidae. Gene Ontology annotation, biological process: mRNA stabilization. The record is from RefSeq and is a predicted model, not a curated record. Gene Ontology annotation, molecular function: poly(A) RNA polymerase activity; RNA binding.
UGCGGGACAGGCCCGCGGACUCUUUGGGUGUUGUGUCAAAUUGUAUCUCUUAUAGGAGAAAGUUGCUGCUGCAGGGUAACGCACCUCGUCGUGACCAAGGUGAAGUUUCUUUGGAGAAGAAAAGCCCUAAGAUGGCAGGCAAAGGAAGCAGCGGAGCAGACUCCAUGUCCUGCAGUGUCCUGAACUGGGAGCAGGUCAGCCGUCUGCACGAGGUUCUUACCGAGGUGGUUCCCAUCCACGGCCGGGGGAACUUCCCGACGCUGCAGAUAACGCUGAAGGACAUUGUCCAGACGGUUCGGAGCCGCCUGAGCGAGGCGGGCAUCGUGGUCCACGACGUCCGAUUGAACGGCUCUGCAGCUGGUCACGUCCUGGUCAAGGAUAAUGGGCUGGGAUGCAAAGACCUGGAUCUCAUCUUUCAAGUUUCUCUUCCAAGUGAGGCAGAGUUUCAGUUAGUCCGGGAUGUGGUCUUGCGAUCCCUGUUGAAUUUCCUGCCGGAAGGGGUGAGCAAGCUGAAAAUCAGUCCCGUGACGCUGAAGGAAGCCUACAUCCAGAAGCUGGUCAAAGUGUGCACGGAGACUGACCGCUGGAGCUUGAUAUCGCUUUCCAACAAGCAUGGCAAAAACGUGGAGCUUAAGUUUGUGGACUGCAUUCGGCGGCAGUUUGAGUUCAGUGUGGACUCGUUCCAGAUCAUUCUGGACUCCCUGCUCUUUUACUAUAACUACUCAGAAACCCCCAUGUCGGAGCACUUCCACCCGACUGUGAUUGGGGAGAGCAUGUAUGGAGACUUUGAAGCAGCUUUUGAUCACCUGCAGAACAAGCUGAUAGCUACCAAAAACCCCGAGGAGAUCCGAGGCGGCGGGCUGCUGAAGUACAGCAACCUCUUGGUACGAGACUUCAGGCCCAUGGAUAAGGACGAGAUCAAAACGCUGGAGCGCUACAUGUGCUCCCGCUUCUUCAUAGACUUCCCAGAUAUCCUGGAUCAGCAGCGCAAGCUGGAGACCUACCUCCAGAACCACUUCUCCAAAGAAGAGAGGAGCAAGUAUGACUACCUCAUGAUUCUGCGCCGGGUGGUGAAUGAGAGCACCGUCUGCCUCAUGGGGCAUGAGCGCAGGCAGACUCUCAAUUUGAUUUCUCUGCUGGCACUCAAGGUGCUGGCAGAACAGAAUAUCAUCCCUAAUGCCACUAAUGUGACCUGUUACUACCAGCCAGCACCUUAUGUCAGCGACGCAAACUUCAGCAACUACUACCUGGCAAGUGCCCCUGUGCUGUACAGCCAGUCCUACCCCACCUGGUUGCCUUGCAAUUGAUCGCUCCCCUCGAGUGCUCCUGGCUCGAGACUGCUGAAAGCCAGGAGUGUAAAUAUAGACAAGUACUAAGUGUCAGUUGGAUGUUCUCUAAUGGAAACGUGACUGUAUCAGACUGUCCAUUUCCUGGUGUGCAGUGGGAUUAUGCAGCCAGGUGACCUGCUAUGAAUCUUUAAGAGUAUCUCUACAAAUGCCAAAAAGCCUUAUUACCUCUUCGUGGGGAGAAGAGAACCAACAGCCAGACAUUAAGAGGAGCAGUUAAGAAACUUUGUACUAGCUCUGGAAGUGGCUGUUAACAUGGGAUAUAAGUGGACUAUACAGUAAACUGGGUUGGUUAAUUGACUGUAAAAUGCCUUAAGCAGAAGCUGCUCCUGGAGUAGCAGCAGAACUCUGCUUUCUAUUUCCUAACCUCAUUACUCUUCCUCAGUCCAAGUUCUGGCCAAAUUUCUCUUGAACUAAUUGUGCCAAGACUGGGCUCAUGUUAUGCUUGGAUCGCGUUCACUUUGUGUCUGUGUGAGCUGGUAGCAGUAUGGAUCAUGUCUGUCUUGUAGAGGACAUGAAUGUUGUUUCCUGUAGUGCCUAUGGCUAUGUGGUCCUGCCUUGAGUUCAAGAUUAAUUUCUUGGAAGUUGAAGAUAGUUUAGUAAGUCUAUUCACAAAGUAUAAGCUGGUUGAAUUUUUCUUGACUACAAAAACUUGGAAGGUGGCAUUUCUAAAAACACACCAAAACAUAAUCUAAAACUUGGUAAUGUAAAAAGUCCUUGAAAUGAGUAAUUUAAGCUUUAAAUAGAAUUGGAGCUGCAGUUUGAACAUUAACUUGGAAAAAUAUUCUUGAGUCCAGCACGAAGCUAAAGCUUUUCUGACUAUCUUUCAAAACAAUUUUGGCACAGUAGGAAAGUAGCACAGCUCUUACUUUGGGGGUUCGACCAGAUUUUCUUCCUCACAGGUCUGCAGCAAAACCAACAAAAACCCUAAAGAAAAAUCCCAAGUCACUAUAAAUUGCAGGAUUAUGUGCACUCCUGCCACAGCAUGAAUUCUGAAAGUGCCUCCUAAAAUGAAUUUUGUAUUGUAUGACUUCAGACCGGUCCUGGAGGUUUGCCUUUCUGUCACCACUGAGUUAUCACUGUCACCUGGUCACUGCAUGAGACAGCAUGUCGAGUGGUUAGGGUAAAAUUCUUCCUCUUUACUGCUCUUAACCCUCACUUGAGGAGGUGUACAAACCCUGAGCAGAGCUCUCCACAGAAGUUCUGUGUGUUGAAAGUCUGGGCCUGAGUUCAGAAUAGUCUCUGGAAGAGUAUGCUCUCCCUUGGAGGUACAGAGGGCUGAUCUUCCUGAAGGAUGUGUGCUGAAUUUGCUGCUUUGAGACUCCUGGGCUUUAUAAGGAAGGUUAAAAACUCCUCAGUUAUUUAUGUAGUGGUGUUAUUAACAGGAUGAUUUUCACUGAAUUACAAUAGUAAAAUACAUACAGCAAUGAUCUUGAGUUUCUUUUGUUUAACCAGAGAUGUAGACUAGAAAGGCAAAUCUUAGAGCUAUUUAUUAUGUGCUGGUGCAAUGUUCAAAAAUGCUUGUUCACUGAAUCUUUUUUAUUACUUCUGUAACUAUUUAUUGUUACAGAAUAUUGCUACUUGUUUCUGCAAGCUUGUAAGACCAAAGUGCCUGAUCCAACAAAUGAUUAAGGCUUAGAAGGUAGAGCAGAAAACAGAUGGAACACCAAUGUUUGGUUGCCAUUCAAGGGGGAAAACAGCAGCAGUGCUGUACUUAAAUGAUGGUAAAAAUGGCCUGCUCCUCAUCAGACCAAAAAGUUCUUUCCACUUUUCAGAACUACUUCAUAAAGACUGUCUCAACAGAGUAGUGAGGCUGCUUCUCUGUUCAGACUUCAUUUGGCUUAGGAAGGCAGGGAGGGAUGCAAUCUACCAAGUGGACUGUAUGUAGCUAAGCAGGCUUUAGCUUAAUUUCCUGAACAGUUUUGAUAGAACUUUAGUAGCAAAAAGACAAAUAAUUUGGUGGAUUAUAUUGUAUGGUUUUUUCAUUAAAGGCUUCCUGAUUAGUCAGCCAAAGUAGCUAAACUGGAAAGCAAACCCAGCCUUUUUCAUUAACUGUGGCUUGGACUUGGUGUGCUUUACAGGCAAGACAUCUGUCAUCCAAGACUUUGACUUUUUACAAACUAACAUGAUGCCAGUGUUGUCAUGUGUGUUAAACUUAGUGCAAGCUUACUGCUGGAAUGCAAUCCUAGGCAAGAAUAACUCCUGCAUGGAAAGCAAAACUUGGCCUAGUAUAGAGUGUCACCAUGAAGAAGACUAGAGGGUUUGUAAUUGCUGUCCUCUCUUGCAUGGAUGUUUUUGAAGCCAGCCUGUGCUAUAGCCAUUGCAGAAGUGAACAGGUGCCUAGAGGGGCUCAGACUCAGGUAUCUGCCUUCUCUGUGAUGUCAUGGCUGAUCUUUAGGAACUGGUUUUGUGCAUUGGCUUGUGUGGAAGAAGUGGUGAGAUGCUUGGGAGGAGUCCUCACAAGCUGAAAACAGACUUGUUUUAUUAGUCUUGAAAUGCCUUGGCUGCUGGUGCAUCAGGCCAGGUGCAUCUCCUGGAAAAGGAAGUGCUGGAGAAUGAAAAAAGGCUGAAUUGGAUUCCUAGUGAGGUAGAGCUAUGGAGAAGUUUCAUGCCAUAACUAUUGUGCUUUUGCUGACGUAACUUGAUGCUGAGGAAGCUCCACAUUGAAUUGCUGCUCUCUGAACUGCUGAGUGAGUGCCUGGGUUUGAGCUUUGCAGGGCUCUUAUGUUCCCUGUCUGGUUGUUAGGAUGCUCUGGCAUGUGGGAAAUACUGAUGCUUUGUAACCUGGCUCUUAGAUACUAAACCCUCGAGUGGUUAAAUUGUAUCCUGAAGCUGCACACUGCCGGCUGCAUUGACCCUGGAGUGCCAGGGAUUGCUGGGGCACUGCUCAUCCCAUUGCCUUCCAAAUAAUCCAGGCUUGGCAGGAAAAGCUGGUGUACUUGGUAGCUUCUCACCACUGUGCUGCAGGUGCUCCCCUUUCUGUUCUGGUGGUGCUGGCAGCUUGAUGGUGCAAUGGCAGUGGCUCAGUUUGCUGUGGGUUGGCUGGUUUGAGGUCAGGUUUAUGGGGAGCCCUCUUGCAAGGGGUGAUUUGAGAAUGAGCACUAAAAGGUAAAAGUGGUGAUCCUGGGCCAAGUCUAGGAUGCCUGCUUGGUUCAGUCACCCCUCAGCACUGGUGAUGCCUCUGCUCUAUAAAUCUCUUCUAACCUCUUGUGUGUCAUGUGGAGCUUAGAGAGAGACUGCUGUGCCUCAACUGUUACCUGAUACAUUCCCUCUGAGAGUGGCAUUAAAGUAAAGCUGCAGUGACACUCAGUGCAUCAUUCCUCAGGAUCAAGCUUCUACUAACUAGGCUGUGGUGUAAAAUAGCUGGGUUUUCUUGUAUAGCUUGUAAGCACUGCUGGACAAAGCCAGUCUGGGGUUAAGCACCUGUUGACAACGUUUAUUGCAAAGUUCCCUUUGACUUGCAGUUUAUUGCUGUGACUUCCUCACUGUAAGAUAGACUUUUUUAUUUGAUGGAGAUGCUGCCAAAGAGACCUGGUGGAAGACUGUGUUUUAGUCACUUUGCUAAAAAAAAUCCCUGUGCUGAUCCAUGGUCACUGUGGCAAGUUGUAAGCUAAAGCAUAGUUUGUGCUUACUCUGCUAAAGAUUUAAUUAUUGCUGUGUUUGUCCUCAGCUCAGUCAGUCAAUCACUAAGUUGGGAGUUUAAGACUACUGCUUGCUUCUGAACAACCAUUUUUCAAAAGAUCCUCAUGCUUUCACUUAAUAAUCUCUACAAAGCAGUAGGUAGUAUUUAAAUCUAGUCCAAAUACCUAAAGCUUUGUACCUGAAACUUAAAGAUCCAUAUUUUGGACUCGAGUUCUGCGGUUAAGCACUUGGUAUGUGCCUAGGCUUUGUGGUUCCCAAUUCCUAGAACAACCACUGAUGUUAGUAGUGACCUCCCCUUGUCACUAGAUAAGUAAUUGGGGAAAGGACUCUUAGAAGAGAACCUGGACAAAUUGCCUUAAUCCUAAACUGUCAGUGUACUGAUGGUACUUGUUUCCCAUUCCUCUCACUCAGCUCAGUCAGGAUUCUGUAGCUGUUAGGCACAGGAAUGAGCAGUAAUUGACCACAGCCACCAGCAGCUUGGUCUAAUUUGGGCAUUGGGAGAGCCAAAUGAAUAAUAAAACUUCCAGCCCUCACAUCUAAGUCUUGCUCAACUCUUUCUUGAAUACAGUUAAAUGUAUUUCAUAAAUGUUCUUUAUUUUCAGUGAAGCCAGAUACAGAGUGGGAUGUUGGUCUGUAGUAGAAACUUUGGAGGAAAAGGUUGGAGCACUCUGGUUUUUCUCACUUACAUGUCUGGAUUGGGCUUGUCUCUCUGAAUAAAACUGCACUUCCCUUUUUUCCUAUGUUUCUUAUUUUUUACUAUUAAAAGAAGUCAGCUCUUGGAAAACCUGUCA